Molecule: messenger RNA, 2624 nt
Organism: Pogona vitticeps (central bearded dragon)
Lineage: Eukaryota; Metazoa; Chordata; Lepidosauria; Squamata; Agamidae
Source: RefSeq, a predicted model, not a curated record
UUCUUCUCACCUGGCUUUUGUCUCCCUGCUUCCUCCUCUCUCCCCCCUCGCCCUGGUUGUGUCCCCACAGCUGUCUUCUGUGCCAUUUGGAGGGUGGUGCUCAGCCCGGCCGGCGCCAUGGAGCCCGAGUCCCGCAGCGUGCAGAUCCAGUUCCCCCAUUACGCCUCCGUGCUGCUGGAGUCCCUCAACAAGCACCGCCUGGAGGGGAAGUUCUGCGACAUCUCCAUCCACGUCCAGGGCCGGGUCUUCCAGGCCCACAAGAGCGUCCUGGCCGCCUCCUCCCCUUACUUCCACGACAAGCUCCUCCUGAACGACACGAACUGCAUCGUCCUGCCCAGCGUCAUCGAGCCCGAGGCCUUCGAGAACCUCCUGCAGCUCAUAUACUCCGGCCGGCUCAAGCUCCAGCUGGAGGCCCUGCCCAGCCACCUGCUGGUGGCCAGUGGCCUGCAGAUGUGGCAGGUGGUGGACCAGUGCUCCGGCAUCUUGAAGGAGCUGGAGGGCGGCCCCUGCCGGCCGUGGUCCAGCCGGGCCAGUGAGAGCCAGUCGCCAAGCAGCAGCAACUACUUCGGCUUGAGGGACGACGGGGAAGGGGGCGCAGGGGGCGGGGAGGGGCUCGGCCACCACCGCUCGCCACAUGGCUGCCCCGACGGGGAGGUGCUGAAAAUCCAGGUGCCCCACGACGACGACGACGAGGAAGAGGAGGAGGAGGAAGAGGAGCGGCAGGGCCAGAUCUGCAGCGGCUCCACAGACAGGCCAGUGAAGGUCAUCCUGGAUGAAGGGGAGGAGGAGGAGGAAGCCGGGGGAGGCGAGGGCUGCUCCAAGGGUUCAGGGGAGCCGGGCUCCGCCUUCGCCUCUCCACACGAGGUGGCCCCCAAGAUCUUCUACAUCAAGCAGGAGCGCUUUGACUCUGGGGAGGCGACCGCUUCGGGCCUGGGCGGCAGUGCGGCCUCGUCGUGCCUGGCCGAGUCCAGUUUCCUCAAGUCCUUGGGGAGGCCACUGGGUCUGAGCGAGAUGCCCUCAGGAUUGUGCCAGGCCGAGAUCCAGGAGACCGGCGAGGUCAGCUACAUCUUCCCCAGCGGAGCCUCGUCCUCCACCGGGGCGCCCGGCAGCGGCUUCUCGGGGAAGGCGCAUCAGGCACUCUCCUCGGACUCGGUGUCAUUCCCCGAGAGCUCCUGGAAGCCGGUCGACCUGCACGGGAACGAGAUCAUCGCCCACGCCGUCCACGGCCAGGUGGUCCACGCGCCCGUCAAGCUGAUGUCGGCGCCCGACGGCAAGAAGUUCGGCUGCCUGUGCGGGAAGCGCUUCGCCGUGAAGCCUAAGCGGGACCGUCACAUCAUGCUGACCUUCAGCCUGCGCCCGUUCGGCUGCUCGGUCUGCAACAAGAAGUUCAAACUGAAGCACCACCUGACCGAGCACAUGAAGACCCACGACGGGAACCUCUACGCCUGCGAGGACUGUGGGCGGAAGUUCCGGGUCCAGAGCUGUUUCCUGAAGCACAAGGAGCUCUGCAAGGGACAGGGCUGGGCCACUGCCUGUUGGACCUACAAGUAGAAAGGGGCCUGGUGGGCCAAACCAGGAGGUCAGAGGAGGACCUGGAAAGGGCCUGUGCAUCCGUGCUUGUGCAAUAGAGAGGCCAGCCGCUUCCCCUUCUCUUUGGCCUCCUCCUCCUCCUCCUGCUCACAGUGGCCUCCUUCCUUGACCCCCGUUUCUCUCCUGUGAGGAAAGGCAGAGCAGAAGCUGGAAGAGGAAGGAGGGCUUUGUGAGGAGGGGAGGGAGGCUGGAGGCCUCCUUCGGUCUUUUCCCGUCCUGCUGCCUUCCUUUUUUCAAGGCGACGCGAGUGGCUGCUGCAGAUCCAACGUUGACAGGGCAGAAAGAACAGCCGCCGGUUAUUGCCACAAGGAGACCCGGCUUUUAGGACUCUGCCUCCCACGAAUCUCAGCGGCCACGAGGAAGGGCAAGGGCAGGUCUUGCCACUUUUACCAAGCCACGUGCCACUACCAGGGAUUGCGUCACUUGCCGGGCGAUACCAGCGAGGCCCAGCUCAGCUAUCUUAGCCCCCCUUUUUUCCCUCCUAUCCUGACAUUUCUUGGGGGGGCAGCUGUUGCCUCAAAGCACCCUUGUGUGGAGGGGGGUUGCGCUGCUGGUAAGCGCAGGAGCUCUGGCGAGACCUCGUGGCCACAGGCUGUGGAGAGGCUCCUUUCCAGGCUGCCGGGAUGAAUUUGUCUCAUCACUUCAUGAAACGGAGGAGGUGUCCAGGGACAGACGGCCGGCCGGGGACACAGAAGCGGCUGUGGGGUUUGUCAUAGAUUGGGAUGUGCUCUUGGCUGCUACUUGAAGAGUGGUGGCCCGUUCCCUCCCGAUGUGCGCACGCGCGCGCGCACACACACACACACAGAGCGCCACCUGACAGCCUUCCCUGCUGAGAUUCUGGCACACCUAUUUAAAGCCAGAGAUACUGGAGGCCCAUCUCCCACCAUCUGAGAAGAAUAGGAAGGCUUGUGAGAUGUGUGUGUGUGUGGGGGGGGGGGUUUACCCUUGUGAGGACUCAUUUGGGAACUAGCUACGUGCACACUAUCAAUUUGUGGGGUAGCUGGUUUGGGUUUUUUAAAAUAAAUAAAUAUAAA